Leucoraja erinaceus (little skate) is the source of this 2477-nucleotide messenger RNA. RefSeq names its product membrane bound O-acyltransferase domain containing 4 (gene mboat4). Bases 1052 to 2209 code for a protein of 385 amino acids. The record is from RefSeq and is a predicted model, not a curated record. NCBI's taxonomy places the organism in Eukaryota, Metazoa, Chordata, Chondrichthyes, Rajiformes, Rajidae. Gene Ontology annotation, molecular function: serine O-acyltransferase activity. The transcript has 2 exons. Gene Ontology annotation, cellular component: endoplasmic reticulum membrane. Gene Ontology annotation, biological process: peptidyl-serine octanoylation; lipid modification.
ACAAGGGAGUUGCGGAGGGAGCGGUCUUUGCGGAAGGCAGACAUGGGGGGAGAUGGGAAGAUGUGGCGAGUGGUGGGGUCACGUUGGAGGUGGCGGAAAUGGCGAAGGAUUAUUUGUUGUAUUUGCCGGCUGGUGGGGUGAAAGGUGAGGACUAGGGGGACUCUGCCCUUGUUGCGAGUGCGGGGAUGGGGAGAGAGAGCAGUGUUGCGGGGUAUGGAUGAGACCCUGGUGCGAGCCUCAUCUAUGGUGGCGGAGGGGAAUCCCCGUUCCCUGAAGAACGAGGACAUUUCCGAUGCCCUGGUGUGAAACGUCUCAUCCUGGGAACAGAUGCGGCGUAGGCGGGGGAAUUGGGAGUAGGGGAUGGAGUCUUUACAGGGGGCAGGGUGGGAAGACGUGUAGUCCAGAUAGCCAUGUGAGUCAGUUGGUUUGUAGUGUAUGUCGGUCAGAAGUCUGUCCCCUGCGAUGGAGAUGGUGAGGUCAAGUAAUGGUAGGGAAGUGUCAGAAAUGGUCCAGGUGUAUUGGAGUGCCGGAUGGAUGUUGGUGGUGAAGUGGAUGAAGUCAGUCUGUAUCCUGGUGAAGAUUGACACAAAAAGCUGGAGUAACUCAGCGGGACAGGCAGCAUCUCUGGAGAGAAGGAAUGGGUGAUGUUUCGGGUUGAGACCCUUCUUCAGACACUGUGUCCUGGUGAAUCUCUUCUGCACUCUCUCUCUAUUGCUACCACAUUAGUCCUGGUGUGUGCCAACCAGAUCUGUACAUAUUACUUUAAAUGUCCUCUAACUAAUGUUUUGUCCAACUGCACUUGAGUCCCAACUUUUAUGCUCAAUGCCGAAGAAUACAUUUGGUCUACUUACUAAAAGGCUUUUACACUACUCUUUCCACCUGGGUCACCAUGAUCACGUUGAGCUACGGACUUGCACUUAUGUUUGUUUUGAAAAGAUCCAUUGGUGCCUAAUUGCGAUUUUGCAUGAAAUAGGAAUUUGUAUGGACUCAAUUUAAAGGAAAAAUUUCAUUUCUCUUCAGAUACAUUGUCCUUCUGUUUGGAGGGUCUCUUAUGGCGGUUGUUUCUAUGGGGCCCUAUGCCAUGCUGGUACUCCUACCUGCUGUUCUCUCAAUGAUACUCAUACACUCUCUGGAGCCCAGGAGUGUCCACAGAUGGACCUUCCUCACUCAGAUGACAUGGCUGACCCUCUGCCAUCUUUGGCUGCACUAUAAAGAAUAUUAUCUGCAAGAAGCAGCGGACAUUAAAUACUUAAUAGCACUGUCAAGUCUGAUGCUGUUAACACAAAGAAUAACAUCAACGUCAUUAGAUAUUCAUGAAGGUAAAAUCACAACUCCAAUAGGAAUUAUGCACCAAAACCACCUGGAAUAUGAAUUGCUUCAUAGUUUUCUGUCAUAUCUUAGCUAUAUGCUGAAUUUUCCUGCACUAUUUGGUGGGCCUUUGUUCACUUUUAAAAUGUUCAAAACUCACGUGGAAAAUCUUAAAAGAACUGAUCGUAAAUGCAUAACCAGCCCCUUGUGGCCUUUUGUAAAAAAGUGCAUUUUAUUUCUUCUCUUGUCGAAGUUGAGGAUAUUUGUAAGAAAUUCUAUUUGUGACCAAGGGCCCCUUCAAUGGAAUGCUCCUAUAGACAUUUUACUGAUUUGGAUUACAGCUUUAAUGUUCAGAUUAGCAUAUUACUCACAAUGGCUUCUCAAUGAAUCUCUUAACCAUUUAAUUGGUUUGGGUUUGGAAAACACAAAGUCUGAAAAAACGACACUCUCCGAUACUGAUAUCUGGACACUUGAAACAACCACUCAGAUAUCCGAGUUUGCUCGAACGUGGAAUAAAACAACAGCUGACUGGCUGAGGAGGAUUGUGUUUCAACGAUGCAAAGUUCAGCCUCUGCUGGCAACCUUUGCAUUUUCAGCAUGGUGGCAUGGUCUGCAUCCAGGACAGAUCUUUGGAUUCUUCCUGUGGGCUCUGGCAAUUCAAGCAGACUAUCAUAUUCACCGACAUGUGGAUUCUCUUAUUGUGAGAUCAAGGCUUCUGAGAUUUUUCCAUAGACCUGUGGCGUGGCUACAAACCCAGCUGGUAAUUGCAUAUAUUUUGGUAGCUGUGGAACUGCGGAGCUUUACCUGUGUGUUGCUACUUUGUAAGUCUACUUGUGCCAUCUGUCCACUGCUGUAUGUACUGAUGCUAAUAUGUAUGCCAAACAUGCCGAGCAGAAAUUAAAAUUAAUUAUCUACCUGUCGCAUGCUUCUUCUAUCUUCCUUCCACCUGAAUCUGGCUAUGUUUCACAUCAGCUACACUGCACCAUGAUAUCAGUGCAGACAGCUUAAGGUAGUAUGUGACUGGGAACCAAGACAUUGGAGAAAUUAGAACCUUUAAGGAAGCUGGAAGACUGAAGACUGAAGGAAGAGCACAAAAGUGUAGGUCCUUCAUAUGUAUGUAUGCCACCCUCCUUGCCCAUGAACACUAAUCCCAUUUGCCAGAGAGGGUC